This is a messenger RNA of Ilex paraguariensis (yerba mate), 2681 nucleotides long. The record is from the annotation of a GenBank genome assembly. NCBI's taxonomy places the organism in Eukaryota, Viridiplantae, Streptophyta, Magnoliopsida, Aquifoliales, Aquifoliaceae.
AUGAUCAAGAUCAGUCACCACCAUCAAACCCCUUCUCUUCCGAAGCUCAAUCCCAUGCUCAUCUCAACUCUCCAACUCUCCUCCUUUCUCUGCCUCCUCCUCUCCACCACCAUCACCGCCGCCGCCGUAGAUGACAACAGCCCCUGGCUACCUUACACUCCCACCGACUACAUUCUCCUCGACUGUGGUUCAUCUUCUAACACCACCGACGCUAGCCUCCGGAGCUGGGACGGCGAUGUCCGCUCACAAUUCUCGCCGUCGAACAUUGAAAACACGUCGUCGAAUGCUACAUCCUCCAAGUCUGUCAUUCAAGUGCCCUACAAGACUUCUCGUAUCUUCCACUCUCAAUUCACCUACUCAUUCCCAGUCUCUGCCGGACCAAAAUUCAUUCGUCUCUAUUUCUACCCAGUUAAUUACUCUGAGCUCGAUAUUACCAACUCUUUCUUCUCCCUCACUUCCAACGACUACACCCUCUUAAACAACUUCAGUGCCUUCCUCACUGUCUCCGCCAUGAAACCCGCAGUUGCUUCCCUUAUAAAGGAGUUCAUCGUCAAUGUUAGGGACAACCAGAUACUGAAUAUAACCUUUUGGCCUUCUCCGAACUCUUACGCCUUCGUUAAUGGCAUUGAAGUCGUUUCAAUGCCAGAAAAUCUCUACAUUCGCGGCAAUGAUCAUCCAAUCCCACAAGUGAGCGACAACCAAAGAUUUUAUAUUGAUUACAACCCUGCUCUUGAGACUCUCUAUAGAUUAAAUGUUGGCGGUAAUGAGGUCUCAAUAACCAAUGAUACGGGAAUGUUUCGAUUAUGGAGUCCGGACGACGAUUACACCUACGAAGAUUAUGGGUUUACACCUCACAGGGACGUCGCAAUCCGAUAUAGACAGGAGACACCACCCUACACUGCACCGAAGAUCAUUUACACAACCAGAAGGACCAUGGGCAACGACAGUUUAAGAUACAAUCUGACAUGGAAAUUUCCUGUUGAUUCUGGGUUUUAUUAUCUUCUCAGACUCCAUUUCUGCGAGAUUCAAUUGGAGGUGACCCUCAAGAACCAAAGGGUUUUUAUAAUAUACAUCAACAAUCAAACGGCACAGAGAGGAGCAGAUGUUAUCCAGUGGAGUGGUGGCACUAGAAUCCCAGUGUUCAAAGACUACGUCAUCAUGGUCACCGACCCAGAUGGUCGCCAGAGCAAGCAAGACUUGUGGCUCGCUAUGUACCCUGAGCUCGACUUUAGACCCGAUCCACCGUCGGGACCAUUCACCUUGUCACCGCAGAAGAAGAACAAUAAAGAAACACCUAGGUGGGCGGUCAUUAUCGGCACCGUAGUCGGAGGAGGGUCUGUUCUAGUCUUGAUCUUAGGUUUCUUGAUUUUUCGACGACGGAGGAGAGUGAAAGCCUUGGGCUCAACACAGCCCAAGUCGUCGUGGGUCCCCUUAUCUGACCGUUCAAAGUCCACAAAAACCAGCGGUUCAUCACUACCGUCUGAUCUAUGCAGACGCUUUUCACUUGAGGAGAUCACAUCAGCUACAUGCAACUUCGAUGACAAUUUUGUCAUCGGGGCAGGAGGAUUUGGUAAUGUGUAUAAGGGCCACAUCGACAACGGUGCAACCACCGUUGCGAUCAAACGAUUGAACCCAUCAUCAAAUCAAGGGGCCCGCGAGUUCCAAACAGAGAUUGGUAUGCUAUCGAAGUUACGCCACCUCCAUCUGGUGUCGUUGAUCGGUUAUUGCAAUGACAACCGUGAGAUGAUCUUGAUUUAUGAUUAUAUGGCCCGCGGGACCCUCCGUGAUCAUCUUUACAAAUCAAAGAAACAACCCAUUCCGUGGAAGCAACGCCUUCAGAUUUGCAUUGGCACUGCAAGGGGACUACAUUAUCUCCACACAGGUGCGAAACGCACGACCAUUCACCGCGAUGUGAAGUCCACCAAUAUUUUAUUGGACGAGAAAUGGGUGGCUAAGAUUUCUGAUUUUGGAUUAUCCAAACUGGGUCCCAUAGAUGCAGGCCAUAACCACGUCAGCACAACGGUGAAGGGUAGUUUCGGAUAUUUGGAUCCAGAAUAUUAUAAACGACAACAAUUGACAGAGAAAUCGGACGUGUACUCAUUUGGGGUGGUUUUAUUUGAGGUUUUAUGUGCUAGGCCGGCUAUAAUUCUAGAUUUACCCGAGGAUCAAGUGAAUUUGGCUGAGUGGGCUCGCCAUUGUUAUAAAAAUGGGACCCUUGAUCAAAUUGUUGACCCUAAUAUAAGGGAGGAGAUUGCGCCAGAGUGCUUGAAGAAGUUUGGCGAAUUAGGUGAUAGUUGCUUGCGUGAAAAUGGGUUCAAACGACCAGGAAUAAAUAAUGUUUUGUGGGGCCUUGAGUUUUCUUUGCAACUUCAAGAGGAGGCUGAGAUGAAGGGUCAAGGUGAUGGUGGUGGUGGAGGUGGAGGUGGAGGUGGAUUACUACCGGUAGCGUUGGCCAGUCCCUUGACUCCUCCUCUGCAUGGAGAAUCAAUGACCGACAAUGAUGAAAAUGUGUUAAGAUCAAUGACUAACAGUGACAAAUUAAAAAAUAUGACUCUGUUCUCAGAGAUCAUGAAUCCUAUGGGUCGAUGAGAAGUGAAAUGUUCUUGGGGUGGGUCCUACGUGAGGUUCCAGAUUUUUGGUCUUCACUUUGAUUGACUUUUGAAAAGUAAGUAUUUUAUGCC